UCGUGUGUGGUUAAAUAAAAAUAAGGAAAAUACUCAAGUGGAAAGUUUUAGAAAUUAUUGAUUUGAGUGUAUAAAUUUUGGACAAAUAUAAGAGUGGAUUUAUACAAAAAUUUUCUUGGGUGAAAAAUGGAAGCAUAAAAUUGAAAGCAAUUAAAGAAUAAAUGAACAAUUUCGAAUUAGUUUAAGACAGCGUACUUCCGCGCUUCCAGCACCACAAGCAUAACUACAGUUGUUAGGAUUCAAAAGAGAAUCCACACAUAAAGAUGGCAACGCCACCAAGAACUCAAGAUCGUCAUCCGCGAAAAGAUAUGGAGGUCGCUAUUACCACCUCUGGUGAUGCACAACGAAAAUUGGCACGAAAUGACAUUGGAACCGGGUUAUCAAGUAUCAAAAUUGAUAUAACCGACAAUAGUUUUUUUCAAACUCCAACUUCGCUGCCUGAGGAGAAAACGCUUCAUAUGAGCACACACUCCAGUUUAAAGCAGUAUCAUCCCAACCACGACAAUAUACUAACAGAUAACACUUUACACAAUAACAUCCAACAUAAGCAUCUGCACAUCCAGCCGAAUCUACAAGUGUCCAACCAUUUGGAUAAAAUGUCAAUACGAUCGGUCAGUUCGGAGGAUGUUUCGACCACGGUGGAAGGCAAAUGUUGUAGUGCUGCUGCUCGUAAUCCGGCAAUCAAAACGGGACGACGCAUACAACUGUUGCAAAUGAUAAUUUUGCCAUUCAUUCCAAUACUUGCGCUGAUUGUUCAAACAUCAGUUAUUCUACGAGAAAUUCUUGACUACAGAGCAGAAGUGGCUGACAUUGAGACGCAGGUAACAAUAGCUACAAACUUGGGAAAAGUUGUGACUCGUCUGCAGCUGGAGCGUUCAGAAGUGUCCUUUUAUAUCUUCACCAAUGGCAAUAUAGAACGAUCAAAUUUAACACGGAGAUUCGCUAUAACCGACAACGCUUUGAAUAAUCUGACAACAUGGAAUGAAGUUAGUGUACCCACAUUGCCAGAUGAAGAUGAAGAUUUUGAGGUUAUGCUUAAUCGGACGGAAUUUCAAAAUCGUUUAAAUGAAUUCAGAGAUCGUGUGCGCUCAGAACCCGAAGAUAGCUCAAUAACGGAUGUUAUGAAUUGGUACACGGCAAUAAAUCGCGCUCUACUGCACCACCUCACUGAACAAAUAAAGGAAACGGAUAACAGUGGCGUUUGGCGCUACCUGAUUGGUUUCAAAAAUCUCUUAAAAAGUAUUGAGUGUCAGAACAUUGCUGCUUCUUUUGGCACUAAAUACUAUGGACGCGGUUACUUGGGCUUGGAUGCGUUGGUUUCCUUCAUUCGCUACGAGUUUUUGUCACGUGAACUUAUCAACUCAACGCUAAAUUAUGUGCCCAGUUUGAGACCAAUGUAUAUGAACAUAACCAGGACCGACAAAUACAAGAGGCUGAAAGCGAUGAACAUAAAUGUUUUUAAAAACAAACAAGGUGUUUCAGACGAACGGAAUGCUAUACAAUAUUACGAUACUAUGCACAAUUUUACGGAUGAUUUACGAAUAUUACAGAAGGCGCUACGGAUCAAAAUCAAAGAAUAUGUCGAUACAACACUCUCGGAGGCUGCUAAUAAAGAGGCGGUGGGCAUAGCUAUCUUGGUCGUCGUUCUAUGUGUUUCGCCAAUUAUUAUAAUCUUAGUCAAGAAUGCUGCGGCAACUAUACAGAUGUAUGCUGUCAAUCUCGCACAGAAAGCCAAGGAAUUGAAAAGGGAGAAGCGUAAAAGUGAUUCUCUACUGUUUCAAAUGCUCCCACCCAGUGUUGCCAUGCAGCUAAAACAAACACAACAGGUACCCGCUGAAAUGUAUGAAGCCGUAACCGUUUACUUCAGCGAUAUCGUCGGUUUCACAGAGAUAGCUGCAAGAUGUACACCUUUGGAGGUCGUCACCUUUCUGAACUCAAUUUAUCGUGUUUUUGAUGAGCGCAUUGAAUGUUAUGACGUUUACAAAGUGGAGACCAUAGGCGACUCCUAUAUGGUGGCAUCAGGACUGCCAGUCAAAAAUGGCGAAAAGCAUGUUUCGGAAAUUGCCACAAUGGCGCUUGAUUUACUAGACGCAUCGUCUUUUUUCAAAAUUCCGCGGUCAACGGGGACGUUGCAAAUUCGCUGUGGCAUCCACACUGGUCCGGUGGUCGCUGGUAUUGUCGGCACGAAAAUGCCGCGCUACUGUCUAUUUGGUGACACGGUCAACACAGCAUCACGCAUGGAGUCUACCGGAGAGGCCCACAAAAUUCACAUCACGGAUGAAAUGAACGAGGCACUGCACAGGAUUGGUGGCUUUCGCACAGAGCACCGCGGACUCAUUGAUGUAAAGGGCAAAGGUCUCAUGAGCACUUACUGGCUGACUUGCAAAGAUGGUCCGGUGAAGGCUCGUUGUGAAGAGAUUUCCUGGUUCACUGACAUGCAACCAGUGUUUCUGGAAAAACUGAAGUCAGAACCUCUGCUAAAAAGCGACAGCAAGCGAAAAUAAUGUCACGUGGUGUAGUUUUAUUUUACAUACAUACAUACAUAAGUAUGUAUUUUUGAAUGUACAAGAGCAUACUUUUAAUCUCCAUAAAUAAAAUAGACAUAUUUUGUUCGAUAAGAACUUUGUAAU
Bactrocera neohumeralis is the source of this 2630-nucleotide messenger RNA. RefSeq lists its product as uncharacterized. Gene Ontology annotation, molecular function: peptide receptor activity; guanylate cyclase activity. The record is from RefSeq and is a predicted model, not a curated record. The transcript has 14 exons. NCBI's taxonomy places the organism in Eukaryota, Metazoa, Arthropoda, Insecta, Diptera, Tephritidae. Bases 264 to 2504 code for a protein of 746 amino acids. Gene Ontology annotation, biological process: cGMP biosynthetic process; intracellular signal transduction; receptor guanylyl cyclase signaling pathway.